AACUCUUCACCUAUAGCUGAUACACACCUCAUUUGCCUUACAUCAUGGGUGUAAGCAGGAAUUACUUUUGGAUGACAUGUUCAUCCAGCACAUUUGUUUUAUUGGCCUUUUUCCUGCUCUUCUGGGGGCCCUUCUGUGCACAGAGUAGCCCUAUCGGCUCCCCCGAGAAGCUCCGCACUGCUCCAGGGCUGGAUGACGGACAUGGAGGGAUUCUGGAUCCUUCACUUCUGGAGCAGGACAGUGAGGUAGACAUGCAGAGCUUGCUGGAGACCCUGAAGGGACAGUUUCUGCGCACUUUUAACCUGACACGUCCCGGCCCCCCUGUGCAGCCAGGGGCCACUCGAGUAGAGCCCCCUGAGUACAUGCUGGAGCUCUACAACCGCUUCGCCAAUGACCGAACAGCAAUGCCUUCUGCAAACAUUGUACGCAGCUUUAAAAAUGAAGACUCCUCCCCAUACAGUGUUGGACCUAGUGGGGUGAGACAACACCCACUUAUCUUCAACGUGUCUAUCCCACAUCACGAGAGAGUCACCACAGCCGAGCUCCGACUGUAUACUUUGGUCCAGACUGACCGCAACAAAUAUAUUGGAGUUGACAGAAAAGUUACCAUAUAUGAGGUCAAAAAGAUUGAAACGAACAGCAGUCAGGAAAUAAGAGGGGACCAUAUUGAUGGAGGAAAUCAAACCAAGCAAGAGGGAGAAACAGAACUAGUGGAGUUGGCAUCUCGACAGGUUUACGGUACAGAUAACGGCUGGGAAUCCUUUGACAUGACCGCUGCGGUGCAUCUUUGGAGGAAAUCAGACUAUGGCACCACCCACAGGCUGGAGGUCCACAUAGCCAGUUUGAAGUCUCAGAGUUUGCCAUCAACCGAAGGUAAGGAGGAAGGCAACGCCAGAGGAGGGGACAUGGACAUUGACACCAGCCCUGAGGACAAGCACAAACCCUUAAUGAUCGUCUUCUCUGAUGACCAGAGCAGAGACCACCGCGGAGACCAACGAGAGCUCAAUGAGCUGAUCCAGCAUGAGACCACUGGGCCUGGUGUUCAAGACAACAUUGACCUAGAACUGACUGGUCUCUGGGACGACCUGGAAGUUAUGGGACAAAAAGAUGGCAAUGAGGAAGAGGAGCAGAGCGAGGAGGCUCUCCUACAGAUGCGCUCCAACCUCAUCUAUGACACAGCAUCUAGAAUCCGACGCAAUGCCAAAGGCAACCAGUGUAAAAAGACCUCCCUCUAUGUGGACUUCAAAGACAUCGGCUGGGACAGUUGGAUCCUAGCACCCUCCGGUUAUGAAGCCUUCGAGUGUACGGGGACGUGCAUGUACCCUUUGACCAAACACGUUACACCUACUAAACAUGCCAUUGUGCAAACUUUGGUCAGUCUGAAAAGUCCACAAAGAGUGUCCAGAGCUUGUUGCGUUCCCACUGAAUUAGAUCCCAUCUCCCUGCUCUACCUAGAUGAUGCAGAAGUGGUGACAUAUCAGUAUAAAUAUGAAGGUAUGGUGGUAGCGAAGUGUGGAUGCAGAUAG
Molecule: messenger RNA, 1526 nt
Organism: Sinocyclocheilus grahami
Lineage: Eukaryota; Metazoa; Chordata; Actinopteri; Cypriniformes; Cyprinidae
Product: bone morphogenetic protein 10-like
Exons: 2
Coding region: 45-1526 (493 amino acids)
Biological process (GO): BMP signaling pathway
Cellular component (GO): extracellular region
Molecular function (GO): cytokine activity; growth factor activity
Source: RefSeq, a predicted model, not a curated record